Gorilla gorilla gorilla (western lowland gorilla) is the source of this 1337-nucleotide messenger RNA. It is a transcript of the gene CA6, whose product is annotated as carbonic anhydrase 6. The record is from RefSeq and is a predicted model, not a curated record. The transcript has 8 exons. Gene Ontology annotation, molecular function: carbonate dehydratase activity; zinc ion binding. NCBI's taxonomy places the organism in Eukaryota, Metazoa, Chordata, Mammalia, Primates, Hominidae. The coding region runs from base 8 to 946 and encodes 312 amino acids.
AUUACAGAUGUGCAGCACGAUGAGGGCCCUGGUGCUUCUGCUGUCCCUGUUCCUGCUGGGUGGCCAGGCCCAGCAUGGGUCUGACUGGACCUACUCAGAAGGGGCACUGGACGAAGCGCACUGGCCACAGCACUAUCCCGCCUGUGGGGGCCAGAGACAGUCGCCCAUCAACCUACAGAGGACGAAGGUGCGGUACAACCCCGCCUUGAAGGGGCUCAACCUGACAGGCUAUGAGACCCAGGCAGGAGAAUUCCCCAUGGUCAACAAUGGCCACACAGUGCAGAUCAGCCUGCCCUCCACCAUGCGCAUGACAGCGGCUGACGGCACUGUAUACAUAGCCCAGCAGAUGCACUUUCACUGGGGAGGUGCGUCCUCGGAGAUCAGCGGCUCUGAGCACACCGUGGAUGGGAUCAGACAUGUGAUUGAGAUUCACGUUGUUCACUACAAUUCUAAAUACAAGAGCUAUGAUAUAGCCCAAGAUGCGCCGGAUGGUUUGGCUGUACUGGCAGCCUUCGUUGAGGUGAAGAAUUACCCUGAAAACACUUAUUACAGCAACUUCAUUUCUCAUCUGGCCAACAUCAAGUACCCAGGACAAAGAACAACCCUGACUGGCCUUGACAUUCAGGACAUGCUGCCCAGGAACCUCCAGCACUACUACACCUACCAUGGCUCACUCACCACGCCUCCCUGCACUGAGAACGUCCACUGGUUUGUGCUGGCAGAUUUUGUCAAGCUCUCCAGGACGCAGGUUUGGAAGCUGGAGAAUUCCUUACUGGAUCACCGCAACAAGACCAUCCACAACGACUACCGUAGGACCCAGCCCCUGAACCACAGAGUGGUGGAAUCCAACUUCCCGAAUCAGGAAUAUACUCUAGGCUCUGAAUUCCAGUUUUACCUACGUAAGAUUGAGGAAAUUCUUGAGUACUUAAGAAGAGCAUUGAACUGAGGAAAGCUAAGAGGAAGAUUCAAUAUUAACUAGCUUGAAGCCUGACCUAGCCAGAAGAGGUGCCUGUCCGCUGCAGCCGCACCCUACCUUGUCUAAGAAACCAUGUGUGUCUGGAACACGCUGCUCCCCCUGGGGCAGCUGUUGGGUUUCUGAUUAAAAGAGGCGAAACAAUCAUCCUGGACAGGAAGUGAGAUGGCUUCAGUUCAUGAGAAGGGAUCUGAGUUAGACAUCACCAGUGGAAAUUGAUUGGAAUAGAAACUUAAAGGAAAUAGAACCCUAACUAUUCUCCCAUCAAAUCAUAUAUGUUGACCUGUCUGAAUUAUAAACCAGCCUGACCUUUCCUUUAGCAUUAGAUGUAAUAAAAUAACUUUGGAAAUUUGUCAUUUAAAAA